Molecule: messenger RNA, 1151 nt
Organism: Dissoconium aciculare CBS 342.82
Lineage: Eukaryota; Fungi; Ascomycota; Dothideomycetes; Mycosphaerellales; Dissoconiaceae
Exons: 2
Coding region: 246-1061 (271 amino acids)
Source: RefSeq, a predicted model, not a curated record
ACGAGUCGAGUCGGCAUGCUACGUUUAGGUGACACAACCUACAGUCGCCUGCGUCAGAGUCCGCUCAAGGCUGAUCUCCCAUGAGAGCAACAUGAAGAUUGGAUACUCUAAGCGACUGGUCGUUUUGUCUACACACUCGACAUCGGAGUUGUAUAAAUAUCGGUAGCUUUGCCAUGGACUCAUGAUUAUCAUUCAAGUCUUUCAUCCACUUUAUUCUCCCAGCCUUAUCAUCGCGACUUUCGAUCAUGGCUCCCGUGGCGUUGAAAGAUUUCCUCAAACAAUCGUUCGAAAAGCCGAGAGGCGAGGUCGAUGAUGAUGAUGAUGACAAGAAGACGACUAGGAAAAAGCCCUGGACAUCAUCAUUUCCAGUACUCGAGAGGGAGUUUUACCCGCUCGAGUCGAACGUUCUGGACAAGUUCUUUGACGACGUGCAAGAUCGCGCUGAAGGGCGCCUCGAGGGGAAGACAUUGGACUUCCAAUCGCAUGCUUCAUGCGUUUCGAACGAGGGCGAAGCCGAGGUGCACUUCACCGAAAACAUCGUCAUGCCGCUGAAGAGGGCCUUCCACAACGUACCGCGACUGUGGUUCCGGUGCCAACGCUCCGUCCCCAAUCCUGAUGUACCACGCAAGAGCAACCCCGAUGUGGACUCCAAGGUCAUUGUGGACUGGACAAUCAGGUAUCAUGACCUGGAACGAGAAAAUAUCUGCGUUGGAGAGGUCAAACGCCCUACUGUGAUCGACCCGGAAGCAUGGAAGCCUGGUGCAAAGAAAUCCGUCGCGGUCAUGAACUUGUGGCGUGAACUGGCAGGCUACGCCCAUUACUACCAUGUCAAAAGCGCCUUUUGUUACGAUUCGCACAACCUCCUCAUCCUGCGCUGGGAAGGAGAUGUGAAGACUAGCAACACAAAAGUAUUGCUCAUCCCAGUCGGUCGUGAGGGUCCCAGCAUCCGGAAGGCCAUGUACCGUCUCCUCUAUAAGUGUCUUACCGAGACUCUUGUGCCGGGACAUUCUGUAGGGACCGGUCAAACGGGGCAGUCCAGCAGCUUAACAACCUUGGAAUAAGAUUCAGCUGUCCUUCUACUCUGCUUCCUCUGCCUGAUAUAAUUCGAUCAACGUGGCUUCACAUCAGAAGCCGCUUCUGUGCGUAUAAGA